Guyanagaster necrorhizus is the source of this 2267-nucleotide messenger RNA. RefSeq lists its product as uncharacterized. NCBI's taxonomy places the organism in Eukaryota, Fungi, Basidiomycota, Agaricomycetes, Agaricales, Physalacriaceae. The coding region runs from base 81 to 2189 and encodes 702 amino acids. The record is from RefSeq and is a predicted model, not a curated record. The transcript has 3 exons.
CACCACAUUUAACUCGACCUCGCCAUGAAUCUGGCCUUCUCUUCGUCCUACGUUGUCCCCGUCGUCUUUAUUCAUGCAGCAUGCCCACUAUCCUGUCUCUACCAACAGAACUCAUCGAGGAAACAGCUCUUUAUGUAGCUUGCCCGACGUUGGAAGGUCGUCCGAACUCUAUCCGUUCCUUUCGUCUGACAUGCACGGCCAUUAACAACGUCUUUUUGCAUUCAAAUGCUAUCUAUCGCUCAAUUUUCAAGAGCAAGUUUAGCCACAGUGCCGUUUCCAGGCGGUCGUUCGAGCCCACGUCGAGGGAGUAUCGCCAGUUACUACAGCUGUACGACGACAGUCUGCAGUUCGUCCAGGAAAUGCGGGGCCUAGAUGGAAAGGAACCGGUGGAUGCUGAUCAUAUGUCCACGGAAGAGGUUCUGUGGGUCCUGACGUUCAUGUGUUUGGACGAUGACGGCGCCAAUACCCUCCAGCUAAACGCUGUCGGUGCGUAUGAAUGGAUUCACGAGCUCGUCACCAAGCGUUUGUACGAUGGCGCGAGCGAUAACGGUGGGUGGCCGCUCGAUAACUGCAUGAAUUCUUUGGCGUUGUGGGUAUUCUGGUCUUUGUCGACGAAAGAACGAAUUCUGUCUGAACCCGAGGAUGUUUCCGACAACAUUGUGAAUCUGAUACUCCCCUUCGUUACUAUUCCCUUCCGGUAUGCGAUGGCCUAUGCGCCACCCAAUCACUUUACCCUGCCUUUGGUUUCUCAGUCUGGCGACUUCUCCAACGCUAAUACUAAUACCCGUAUACCCUUCCGUACACGCCAGACCCAUCUUCUCUCCGUUCUUACCCCCCACGGGCCUUUCCCAGUCUACCGUUCCACGGACCCGAUUUGGCUUCAGGUGUACUUUACAAGACGCAUAGAGAUAACCUGGCCUCUCGUCACAACAGCUGCAAAGCUUCUGUACUUUGCGCGGAGGGAGAGGUACGCGCUGGGUAUGAUGCCUACUCUUCCCAGGGACCGCGCCGACGCUAUACAGAGGAGAAUGACGGGUGCGACGCAGGCUGAUAUCCUUGAGAUCAACCGUAAUCGAUUGGGUGGUCCCGAUGGCAAGGAUGGCGGUACGAAAUUGCCUUACAGUGUCACGAGUGUCGGUCCUGAUGGCGUUGAUGAGGGAUCGCAAGCCAGCAGGCUGUACGAUGCGGACUGGUAUAGGUUACGGUUAUGUGGAAACGUUUGGGAUAACAGCCACGGGGACGACGAUGAGAUCUGGAGACGCGUUAAACUGGGAAAGAGGAUGUUGGUCCGACGGGGCAGCGGGACUCGUAGGUUAAGGUUUCGACGCGGGGACGUGUAUACGCUUGGCUCGUUAACCGGAUUGUGGGCUGGACGUAUGCUGAUUCCCAACGAACAAGCGCUUGCUCAACUUCUCAUGGUCCAGAAUCCCAACGAUCAUCUCGUUCCUCUUCCGCCAGGUUUCGAUGAAAUGCUCCUGUCGCUUACGAAUCGGCCUAUAUAUAUGAGGCUACAAGAGUUCGUAUCUUAUGGGGGUGAGGACAUUAUUCCUUCGGGUGUGCGGGGACCACAGCCUCCAUCUGUCUACGAAGACGCCGAGGGAGACGAAGAGGAAGAGGAAGAGGACGUAGAUGACCCUGUUCCCGAGAUUAGCGACCAGCGGCUCCUCGAAGAGUUUGACCAAGGCCUUCAGAAUGCGUAUUUUCCCGGCGGCGUCACAGAGGAAUCCUUCAAGGGCACGUAUGACGGCACUGGCAUGCGCCUGAAUUGUGAAGGGAAGGAAUACGUCUACCACAAGCUGGGGGCCGUGCAGCACGAUCCUGACUCGUGUGGGGGGUGUGUGCUGAGGGCGACGCAUAUGAUGCCUGGGUGGUCGGAGGAGGAGCAUCCGGCGGAUACGGUCCCUCUGCCGCCUUGUACAGGCGUGCAGGAUGUGAUUGUGACGGGCUCGACAGAUGAUAGGCAUGGGCAGGCGUGGAAUUAUUACACGUAUUACGGACGCGUGAGGCGAUGGGAUGGGAUGAUUGGAAUCCUGAGGGUUCCGCGGGACAGGGGGCUCGGCAAGUGGUUCUUCUACGGCUAUAUCGUGGGUGGGAAGAACUUUGUUGGGAACUGGAGGAUUACGCACGAAGAUCCGGGGAUGCCGACGGUUGAAGGAGCGUUUUGUUUGUCAAAAGUGAUGGAGGAGUGAUAGAUAUACCCUGUGAAUUUUGGAACACCUGUUGUUGUAAUUUCUAUUGUACUGAUUUGGUUUAAUGCUAUUGAAAGC